Suricata suricatta (meerkat) is the source of this 674-nucleotide messenger RNA. RefSeq names its product zinc finger protein 93-like. Lineage: Eukaryota; Metazoa; Chordata; Mammalia; Carnivora; Herpestidae. The record is from RefSeq and is a predicted model, not a curated record. The transcript has a single exon. The annotation marks the transcript as partial.
UGAAUCUGAGGCGAAAUUUAACCAAGGCUCCAACGUUAACAAACGUCUGCGUACUCAUUUGCCAGAAAACCAUUUGGAAUGUAAUAAAGGUGAGGAAGUCUCGUCUCAAAGACCUAAACGUAUCAAACAGAGGAGUACACAUCUGCAGGACAAUCCUUCUCGAGAACCUGGGAACGCUCUGCAGCUGUCCCCCAGUGUUGGUGAUCCUCAGACAAGUUGUGUGGGACAAAAGCCAUCCACAAGUAAGAAGUCUGGAAACACGCUUAGUCAGUCACCAAGACUAAAUAUACAUAACACAAUUGGCACUGGAAAGAAAAGGUACACUUGUAAGGACGGUGGCCUGGGCCUUCCUUGGCAAUCAACACUAUCUCAGCAUCAGAGAAUGCAUGCUGGAGAGACGUCCUACACCUGUGAAGAGUGUGGUCAAACCUUUAAGGACUGCUCAUCGCUAAAUAGACAUGAGCAAAUCCAUAUUAGAGACAAACGUCACAAAUGUCAACAAUGUGGCAAGGCUUUUCACCAGCACUCACACCUUACUGAACAUCUCAGAAUUCAUACUGGAGAGAAACCUUACAAAUGUAAGGACUGUGGUAAGGCCUUUACAAACAAGUCACACCUUACUGUACAUCUCAGAAUUCAUACUGGAGAGAAACCUUACACAUGUGAACACUGUG